AUGCUUUGCCUGUUUUUCGAGGAACUUCCGCCGUCCCCGGUCUUCGAAUUAUUCUCAAAAUAUGCAUACAAUGUGGAAUUCGAGAAUGGAAGACCAACAAUCUCAAUAUAUUUCUCGAAUGUGCCUGAAAUUCUGGAAGGAUUGGUAAGUUGAGCAUUUUUUCAAAAACCGAACAAUUUCGUUUAUUUCAGAAAAAGUUUGAUCCGAAUUUGGUAUUCCGACAUGAAAUCAAAAAGGAUGUUCCAAUUUUUCUUUGGGGAAAAGAUGACAAUUCGAAUCAAAGUAAAAUGCGAGACUUUGAGUAUGAAAGAAGUUCAUGUUCGGUGAGAAAAGAUGAGUUUUCUCAAGAAGCAUUUGAAUUCCAGUAUUUCCCGGAGAUGCCAAUGGUCGAACAAAAACCAAUUCUCUCACAACAAUCUCCACCACAAAUUCCAACCGAAGAAUUGGAGAAGAAAUUGAACUCCACAAUAAAAACAACAGUGGAAGAAGUGCUCGCCAAGUUCAGCACGAGUUUGCAGCGCGAUAUGCAAAAGCAAUUCAAAUCAUUGUCUGCAAAUUCAACACCAGUUCGAGUUCCACACACUUUACCGCCUCCACCACUUCCAACACAAACUCCACAACGUGCCGCACCUUCAAAUCAACCAAAUUCAGCGCCAGCCAACCGAAAUCCCCAACAAUAUCGAUUUGCUCCACCACAAAUACCAUCUCAACAAGCUGCACGCCCUUCUGCACCAACAGUUCUCCCAAAAGAGGAGAUUAUUGCAAAUGGUAUUAAUUGUGCAAAAUGCUCGCGAACACUAAAAGCAGGAGAUAUAACAACAUUAGUGGAUACUCUUCGAACUCACAGUUUGGAGCAUUUUGAGCAAAAAUGCAAACAUUUCAAGCGAUUCAAAUGUCUUGAAUGUCCACAUAUUCAAACGAAUUUUGUGAAAGAAAUGGAGGAUCAUUUGAAGAAGCACGGAUGUUUGGAAAGAGUUCCAGAUAAAAGAGCAAGACUUGUCCAACAAAUUAUGUGAGUUUCCUUUUUCUUUUAUAUAUAUCGGGAGGGGAGGUAAUAAAUAACAAUGAAAAUUUUGCAGGUCCCAAGACUACUUGGAUUAUUUGGCCGAAACUGCAAAUGAGUGUUUUCCAGAUGUUUUCGAAUCAAAUCCUCAACCACACUCUAGUAUUGUGAGUUUUAUUUCAAGUAUUUUUUUCAAUUUUUUUUUCAACAUAAAUUUUGCAGGGACCACAUUUGACUCCACAACCAUCAUUCCGAAAUGUUUUCCCGCAUCUUCAUAGAGACUUCUGCUCCAGAUAUGGUAUCCGUGACACCAGAAUGGUCACCAGACGAAACUCCAACCCAGCACAAGUAAUCAAUAUUGACUGACUGGUUUUUUCUUUUUCAUUAAUAAAAUUGUACUUUUCUUUCAAAGCUUUAUUUUUAUAUAUAUUCAAAUUUUGGGUUGAAAAUCAUUUACCAUUCAUAUUUGACCUCAAAAAGUUUUCUAACAAUUUAAUUUUAGAUGGAGUUUAUGGCGAAUAGUUUUAGACGAGCUGAAUGGAGAAUUCGGAAGAUGCUGAAUCUGAAAAGACAAACAAUAGUUCCUGUGGUUUGGAAUGAGCAAUUAUUUCGCAAUUCGCAUUUUCCAAGUAAAGAAUUUCAAAGAACUCUAGAUUCCGAAGCGAAAACGAAACUAUCCCGAAUCAUCAAAGAAUUCCAAAUCAUUUCAAGAUUAUCGAUUAGAUUUCCAAAACAAAUUGAUGACAAAGAAUGGAAAAUAAUAUUAGAAUGUCAGACGAGGAAGCAAAGAUUCGAUCAAGUUCUAUUUUUAUAUCAAGUUGAAAAUUUGCGUGAAAAAGAGCGAGCGAAAAAGUCGGAAAUGAGGGAAAUCAACAUCAACAAAACGAAAAUGAAUUAUCCAUAUUCAUUAGUUUAUCGAAGUGUUUGGAAUCAAAAGAUUUAUGAAGAAUUGAAAAGUUUGAAUACAUAUCGAUUGAAUAAUAAACCAACAAUCGCAAUUGAUUGCCAAUUUCUAGCGAAAUUAUCACCAAGAGGACAACAAUUAACAGCUUCGCAGCUACAAUAUCUUAUCAAGGAGAAUCGCGAGCUUCCAGAGCCAUUGAAGUUAUAUUUUGUGAAUUAUUAUGAUUAUCCGGAAGAUCUUGAAAAGAAAAAAUUGAGUGGGAUAAAUUCUUUGGAAAAAGUUAACCCGAUAAUAUCAUCAGAUUCGUUUUCGAAGAUUUUUCCGCUGGAGAAAAUAGUUUAUCUAAGUCCAGAUGGAGAGGAAACAUUGGAAAAUGUGGAAGAUGACAAGGUUUAUAUAAUUGGUGGAAUUGUUGAUCGAGUAUUUGAGAAAGGGAUUGGGAAAACUGCAUCGAAAGAUGCGGCGAUUCGAGAAAAUGUGAAAUAUGCAAAAUUGCCCAUCGAUAAAUAUAUCGAUUUCAAAAGUGGAAGCAAAUUCUUAACGAUUUUGGCUGUUGUGAAUAUUUUGAAUGAUGUGAAUUGUCAUGGUGAUUGGGAAAAAGCUUUGCGAAAAUGGAUACCUGUUAGAAAUGUGAAAAGUGUUGAGGAGAAGAAUCGAAAUGUAUUGGAGAAAUAUCGAAGAAUCAGGGAAUUUAAUCGACAAAUUCUAGAUAUUGUUGAUAGGAAAAUCGGGAGAGAUUGAAGUUUCAGGUGAAUUUUAAAAAUUUGAACACUUUUUUUUUGCAACAAAAUGAUAAUUUUCAGAUCUCACCUGCCUUCAAAAUAGGAUAAAUUUAGAUUUUUUUUAA
Messenger RNA from Caenorhabditis angaria, 2754 nucleotides. The record is from the annotation of a GenBank genome assembly. NCBI's taxonomy places the organism in Eukaryota, Metazoa, Nematoda, Chromadorea, Rhabditida, Rhabditidae.